Lycium ferocissimum is the source of this 886-nucleotide messenger RNA. Its product is annotated as acireductone dioxygenase 1. The record is from RefSeq and is a predicted model, not a curated record. Gene Ontology annotation, molecular function: acireductone dioxygenase [iron(II)-requiring] activity. Bases 140 to 703 code for a protein of 187 amino acids. The transcript has 4 exons. NCBI's taxonomy places the organism in Eukaryota, Viridiplantae, Streptophyta, Magnoliopsida, Solanales, Solanaceae.
AUGAAAAUCACAAUAUACACGUGGCAUCAAAAGACUGCAUUAAUCUCCAACUAUCAUUAAUGACCUUAACGUUUUAUCAAAUUACUGUAACUAUAUAUUAAGGUCCAUCUUACCAAGAAUAGUAGCAUUAGCAGCAGACAUGGCAAUCCAGGCAUGGUUCAUGGAUGAAAAUUCAGAAGAUCAAAGGCUACCUCACCAAAAAUAUCCACCAGAGUUUGUGUCUGUGGAGCAAUUGGCUGAACUUGGAGUUUUGUACUGGAAAUUGAAUCCUAAAGAUUAUGAGAAUGAUCAAGAAUUGAAGGAAAUUCGUGAGAGUAGAGGCUACAGUUACAUGGAUUUACUGGAUUUGUGCCCUGAGAAGGUCGAGAACUACGAGCAGAAGUUGAAAAAUUUCUACACGGAGCACAUACACGCAGAUGAGGAAAUACGAUACUGUCUGGAAGGGAGUGGAUAUUUUGAUGUAAGAGACAAGGAUGACCGUUGGAUUCGCAUCUGUAUGAAGGCUGGUGAUAUGAUCGUCCUGCCUGCUGGGAUUUACCACAGGUUCACCCUCGACACAGGGAACUAUGUCAAGUUGAUGAGGUUGUUUGUGGGAGAGCCAGUGUGGACACCUUACAAUCGACCACAAGAAGAUCAUCCAGCAAGGAGGGAGUACAUCAAGAGCGUUACUGAAAGAGUAGGAGUGCCUCUUGCAGCACACUGAGACAUGUAUUUCUGGUUGAAUGAGGCAAAUUAUUAAAACUUGGGAAUAUAGUUUGCUGCAUAUUUUGUAUAUUUGUAUGGAAUAUAUCCUGUAUAUCUGGAGACAGUGUAAUCAACAUUCUUAUAUGUUGCUACAAAUGAAUAUAUCUGGACUAGGAGCUUAGUGAAUUUUAUACCAUGUUCA